GCCGACUUGGCUACUUAUACCAUCUUACUUCGCUUAGAUGAUGCAUUUUACCGCAGAGCUCUUGUAGCAAACUGCCAUGGUGCUGGCGAGUGCGAUCUAUGUGCUGCUGUAUGCCUUGAGAGCCAGAGCCGCCUGCGAGGACUGGAGCUGCUCUGUCAGCCGGGGACUGCUGCAGGUUAAGUCUGAACUUGAAUCCCAGACGCAUUCAGCAACUGAUGAAACAACAAAAAGGAUGCCCGUGAACAUUACUGUAGUGGACAGUUCAACGAAUAGCACACCAGCACCUUCAACAAAUCAUUCAUGUGCGAAUGGCAGCCAUUUGGUGGGCAGUUCCUGUGUGGACAACCAGUGUUUAUGCACGAAUGGCGUGGGAGCUGCCGGAACAACGUGCCCUCAGCAGGGUGGUAUGAAGUGCGAGAUUUGUUUUGAAGGCUUCCACUUGGACGGCAGCGAGUGUGUUCAAGACGUGUGUGGGAAGGGCCUCCACAUGGUCAACGGCACCUGCUUUCAGAAUCUUUGUUUUUGCCCUCACGGUACCGAAGCUACUGGACAGAAGUGCUUAAUGGAUGGCAGCACCAUUUGCGAGAGUUGUUUCUCUGGCUAUGACAUGCAAAACCAGACCUGUAUAGAGCGGCAAUGCACGUGCGCUCAUGGUGAAGCACAAGUUGGAAGCAACUGUGCCAAAGGAGGACAAGAAAACUGCACUGUUUGUUUUGAAGGCUUUCAUAUGCGACACGACGAUGUUUGUGUGGAGAAAGUUUGCCACUGUCAACAUGGUGUGGCCUCAAGGGGCAGCAGUUGCCCUGCUCUCCAUGGACCUGGGUGCGACUCUUGUGACCCGGGUUACUAUCUACAGGGUGAUAGUUGCCUUCCCAAUCAAUGCAUUUGCCCAAAUGGCAAUGCAUCCAAUGGAACAGGCUGCAGUCAUGACGGCACAGUGUCGUGCGCUUCUUGCGAUGCCGGAUUCGUCCUGUCUGACGGGUUGUGCUUCGAAAGACAAUGCAGCUGCGCCAAUGGCCUCCCACAAGUGGGUACAAGAUGUCCUCAUCGUGGGCAUGAGAAUUGCUCCAUUUGUUUUGAAGGUCAUCACCUGAUCAACGACACGUGCCUGGAAAAGAUUUGCUCCUGUGACAACGGCAUUGCCGGCCGAGGGUCCCAUUGUCCUGAGACUGGAAGCGAUUUUUGUGUGAACUGCUCCAUGGGUUUCCACCUGCGGGGUGGCCUCUGCUUGGAAAACAAGUGUUUAUGCGCCCAUGGAAAAGGUGCCAAAGGUCAAAGUUGUCCUUAUCCUGGAGCCGAACGAUGCGAAUCCUGCAGUUCUGGCUUUGAAUUAGCUUAUGGAACUUGCAACUACAAACAAUGCAGCUGUGACAAUGGCAUUGGAACACUUGGUCCAAACUGCUCCAAAGAUGGCAUGCCAAAUUGUUCUAGAUGUUUUGAGGGAUAUCACCUGAGAAAUCAGAAGUGCGAGAUGAAGAAUUGUACUUGUGGCAAUGGCACUGCAGCUACUGGGCCAGAUUGCCCGGCACCUUCGCUGGAGCAGUGCUCAAGCUGCGAUCCCGGUUUUGAAUUGCAGAAUGGCCAAUGCCGUGUCAAGAAAUGUCAGUGCGAUCAUGGCCAUGCAGCAGAAGGCAUUCGUUGCGGAAACCACAGCUGGUAUUGUGAAUCCUGUUGGAACGGGUAUCACUUAUUCAAUGGGACCUGCAACGAGAAUCAGUGCAAUUGUCAAAAUGGCGAGGGAACUUUCGGGAAAAGCUGCUCCAGCGACGGCGCACAGAAUUGCUCUCGCUGUUUUGAUGGGUACUAUCACCGAAAUGCCAGCUGCAUUGCCAAGAAAUGCACCUGCACAAACGGGACUGCUGCUGUCCGGGAAGCCUGCCCAUUGGAUGGAAUGGCCUUCUGCAGCUCUUGCCAAGAUGGGUUUCGUCUUCAAAACAACACCGGGACAUGUGAAUUUCUUGUCAACGAAGAGAGCAUCAGCUGAAGGUUUGCAAAGCACUGGGCCGAAAUUAGGAUGGGCCAGCUGCCGGACCAAACGGCACAUCCAAGCUCAGUCUGUGCAAACGCGCCAAAACAGGCAUGAAAAGAACUUCGCAAAAUACCUUCAUGGAUUGAAACUGUGCCGGAUAUGGACAAGAGUAAUUAUCAUAGCUUUGUCCAGCUUGGGAGCAAAUGCAAUCAAGCACACCUUGAUUCAGACGCAAUUUUU
Messenger RNA from Cladocopium goreaui, 2209 nucleotides. The record is from the annotation of a GenBank genome assembly. Lineage: Eukaryota; Dinophyceae; Suessiales; Symbiodiniaceae.